AGGCUCACGUCGAACAGGAGGCCAGGCCACCUCAAAUGCCUCCCGAGUGCGAGGAAAUCGAGGGCCGCGAAGCGCCGGAGAAAAUAUCCUGCCUCGACGGACGGAUCAAGGAUCAUCUGCGGUUCGCGACCAACGCCACGCUAUGCGGUCGUCGAGUGAUGGUAAACAAAAUCUGGUGCCAGGACUUGGCGAGGAAAUGGUUCUACAGAAAGGAGGAACCGCCGCACGCACGACUUCUAACCGAGCCGAAAUGCCAGAAGCACGUAGCCAAUUGGUAUCUAAUCUACCGUGGGUUGAUCUUCAUGGCGUGGGCCGUGAUCGUCGUGUGUUCGAUUUUCGAGUUCGGUAGCUUCAAUCCGAUGGUCAUGUACGACAAAUGGCCGAUUUACUUGACCAAUUGGGACUUGGCGUUGGGCCUCGGUCAAGCCUCGCUCGGACUUUUUCUGGUGUCGAGACGAUGGAAACUGCAAAAACUCGCGGACUUCGAUCCUGGCUACUUGGUUCUCGGAAUCACGGAAAGGAUCUACUGGUUUCUUUUCGUCGUCACCAUGAACAUCGCGAUCGUUGUCACGAUCACGUAUUGGUGCAGCGUCUAUGAUCCGAAAAUCCAUCAUUUAGACCCACUGAACGUAAUGCUGCACAUCUGCAACAGUAUUUUAAUGUUCGUCGAUUUCUGCGUGACGAGCAUACCGUUUCGAUUACGGAACUUUUGGUGGUGUUUAACCAUAGCGUUCCUUUACGUCAUGUUCUCGCUAGUAUAUUACACGGCUGGCGGUUUGGACAGGUUCGGUUAUCAUUAUAUCUAUAAGAUCCUGGAUUGGAAGAAACCGUUGCAGGCUACGUUAGUCUGCGUCGGCGAGGCCAUCUUUAUAAGCAUAUUGUACUCCAUAAUGUGUCUACUCGAGAAAGUGAAACAUCGGGUGUACGGUAAAAUUGGCGGUAGAUCGUUCGACCUGACACAGAGUUCCAUUGUAGAUAAACGUGCAGACAUUGUGUGAGAGUGAACGGCGUCGUUAAGGUCAAUUUCUAUAACGACGCGUUUUUUCCAUAAAUGAUGUUUUUGUAUCGCUCUUGAACCAUAGCUCAGAGUAUUAUAGUAUUUUCUUAGGCAAUUUUGUUUUUAUUUUUAUCUUUACUAUGGUGAAGCACUUAUAUGAAUAGGGCCUAGUCGAGGGAAAUAUGGUUCCCGGUUUCAUGCUCAUUCAA
This is a messenger RNA of Dufourea novaeangliae, 1206 nucleotides long. Its product is annotated as protein rolling stone-like. Lineage: Eukaryota; Metazoa; Arthropoda; Insecta; Hymenoptera; Halictidae. The record is from RefSeq and is a predicted model, not a curated record. The transcript is spliced from 2 exons. Gene Ontology annotation, cellular component: membrane. Bases 36 to 998 code for a protein of 320 amino acids.